Molecule: messenger RNA, 2211 nt
Organism: Solenopsis invicta (red fire ant)
Lineage: Eukaryota; Metazoa; Arthropoda; Insecta; Hymenoptera; Formicidae
Product: DNA polymerase delta subunit 2
Exons: 7
Coding region: 236-1615 (459 amino acids)
Biological process (GO): DNA strand elongation involved in DNA replication; DNA replication
Cellular component (GO): delta DNA polymerase complex
Molecular function (GO): DNA binding
Source: RefSeq, a predicted model, not a curated record
UAGCCUUUAGGGAGCCAUCUUGUCUCUUCUCAAAUAGAAGUGGAAAAGGCGCGAAAGGCGCUCGCGUGUGAUAUCAAUGUUAUAUAUUUUUAAAUAAAUAUACAGCGUGCAUUUGUAAAUAAAACGAUAUAAAUCAAUACUAAAAAUAUCGAGAAACAAGAGCCUUCGAUAUCUAUAGAAAAUAACGAAAACUGUGAAAAAAAUAAAUACAGAGAAAAGGAUAUAUUUGCUAGCAAUGGUGCAUAUAACUAACGAAUCUGCUGGAAACCUGCUUUCAAAACCAGGAAAUGAAAAGCUACAGGAAUUGAAGAGACAGUCAGUACAAUAUGAAGACUUGACCAGUGAUUUUGAUGAUAAAUUGGUCGAAUUCUCCAAGCAAUUCUGCAGCAUAUAUGCAGUAAGAUUGGCAGAGUUGAGAGAGACAUUGAUAUCACGAGUUGUCGCAAAAUGGGGAGAAGUUCAGAUACUGAAGUUAGCAGAAUUGGAAGAUUUUGAAGGACAAGAGUGUGUGAUAAUUGGUACACUUUAUAAACACCAAAAGUGGAAGCCAUCGAUAUUACAUGAAUUAAGUGAGGAUCAUCAACUAACAUUGCCUGAGCCAAAAUCUAAUUAUUGCUCAGAAAAGGAUCAACUCUUCUUGGAAGAUGAAAUGCUACGUAUCAAAUUAGUGGUCACGGAUGCUGAGUUGAAGAACUAUGUUACAGGUGUUGUGUGUGCCAUUUUAGGCUACAAAGACAAAAAUGGCAGUUUUGAGAUCAAGGAAUGGUGUUUUCCUGGUUGCAUGCCUAGAAGUUCACCAGCACCACACUCAAAAUCUAGUGGAAAGUUAGUGUUCCUAUCUGGACUUGACCUGGCAAAUACCUCAAACAAUGUAUCAUUACGUCUUUUAACCGAAUGGAUAUGUGGAAUGGCAGGAGAGAUAGAGGCGCAAGAAAACGUUACUAACAUUGCUCGAGUUAUUAUUGCUGGUAAUUCUGUCAAAACUGUCACUAAGACCAAUACAUUAAUUGGACACGUUGAAGGGAAGGCGCAGGAUGCCGCUAUAACAAAGGAAGUUGCUGUGGCAACGACACUUGUGGACGCAUUUCUUUCUGAAAUAGCAAAAUGUUGUUGCAUCACUUUAAUGCCAGGUCAGCACGAUCCCACCAAUGCUAUGUUGCCACAGAAACCACUACAUCCGUGUAUACUACCACUAACAUCUAGAUUUCAAAGUUUUAAAGGUGCGACUAAUCCGUGGAUUGGUAAAGUCGCCGAGCGUGUAAUAAUGGGCAGCAGUGGACAGCCCAUUGAAGAUAUCAUAAAAGCAACUGGUGAGACAGACAUUUCUCCUUUAGACUGGUUGGAAAGAACGCUGCUUUGGAAGCAUAUGUGCCCAACUGCUCCAGACACAUUACCAGUGAACCCUUACUCUGUAAAAGAUCCAUUUAUCAUAAACUACUGUCCGGACAUAUACUUUGUGGGUAACACUGAUAAAUUUGAGACAAAACUGUGGAAAGGUGAAGAAAAUCAGGUGGUCAGGUUAAUUUGUAUUCCAACGUUCUCUUCUACACAUAGUGCAGUUACAGUGGAUAUAGAAACUCUGGAUACUGAUUUCAUUUGUUUUGGAAGUGGAUGAGUACAUAUGCAUGAAUAAAGUUAUGAUUUAUCUGGAUACAGUUAAAUAAAAAUAAAUAAUUUACUAAGUGACUUUCUUAUUUCAAAUCGUGUCACUGGUAUUAAUCUUUAUAUUUUUGUACUUUUAUAGUGUUAUUUUUGAAAUAUAUGAAAACUUGAAAAUAAAAUUAUUUUGUAUUUUGAUAAUAGUAGUAUAUUUCGUCUUACGUGAGAGAAUGCAGUUGCAAAAUGUAUACAGUAUUUUCAUAAUUAUUUAUUGUAAGUUAAUAUAUCAAAAAGAUACUUGAAGCAAAACUUAAAAAAUACAGAAUUGUAGUAAAACUAUAGAAAUUUGCUUCCUGGUGUUAGUCACAUUAUUUUAGUAAUAAAGAAGUGCUGUGUAUGUGUAUGUGAAGACAGAUAAGUACAUACAUAUACAGACGAAUGCUUGUAUGAGAAUUUGCAUGUUGUGAAAGAAAGAACAAUUUCUGUUGUCACCUAUUUUUAUUUGCAUUUCGUAAAAGUGAUAUACAAAAUUGAAACGCAUGCGAUUUUUUAAGAAUUCGUAGACAUUUUACCUGGUUAUAAAACUUUUAAUACGAAAGAAAAUACAUGUAG